Messenger RNA from Babesia microti strain RI, 1521 nucleotides. RefSeq names its product U4/U6 small nuclear ribonucleoprotein PRP4. Gene Ontology annotation, molecular function: protein binding; U6 snRNA binding; U4 snRNA binding. The coding region runs from base 1 to 1521 and encodes 506 amino acids. Gene Ontology annotation, cellular component: U4/U6 x U5 tri-snRNP complex. The transcript has a single exon. NCBI's taxonomy places the organism in Eukaryota, Apicomplexa, Aconoidasida, Piroplasmida, Babesiidae. Gene Ontology annotation, biological process: mRNA splicing, via spliceosome. The record is from RefSeq and is a predicted model, not a curated record.
AUGACAGAUUUAACUAUUCCAAUUUCUAGCAAGGCACUCAAAGAAUUUGAGCUGCGUAGCCGCUUAUCUAGCGUCACCAUUGCAGUCCCUACGUUAGAUAAUUCCAUUCGAUGGAUUUUACGUUCACUAAAGGAACCUAUUCACCUUUUUGGGGAAGGAAAAUUUGAACGUCGAGAACGAACUAAAAGUUUGAUACUUUUUAAGUAUGACAAGUAUUUCAAAGAUGGGCACAUGGUGGAACAAGUCAUUGAAUUGCAUCCAGAGGCCAAAGUUUUGCAUGAAAUCGUGCAAAAAUUUCAGAUAGACAUGUCUAGUGUCUACUCCAAGCGCUUAAAAGCACAAGAGGAAACUAAGGCUAAGAAGACAUUGGACCCUGCGCAGACCAAAAGGGAAUACCAGGCGCAGCUUGAAAAGUUGAAGAGGAAACAAUCUAGUAAAGUGUUUUAUACGGAGCCAGAAAAUCCAGAAGAUGUAAAAAAUUUAAGACUACAAAUUGUGAAGCAUUCAUUUGAGUCCUGGAGGGAUUUGAAAUUACAGUUGGGUAGUUAUAAACAGGAUGUUGACAUUUAUGAGCAUGAGAAGAGAAUUGGUAACUACAUUGACCAUUUAACUAACAACGUAGAGCUUAUUGCAUCGCAAAUUGGUAGUGAUAGGCCACUUACUCGUGCUAAAUUUUCACCAGAUGGACAAAGUAUAAUUACCUCAUCAUAUUCCAAUGAUGUACGCCUUUAUACUAAAAAUACCUCACAAGACGCCGAUAAUUGUAGAGAAGAUUACAUUCAUACUACUGGCUUUAGUGCCGGCCACACGGAUCGAGUGCUGGAUAUAGUUUGGUCACCUAGUGGCAUCCUUUCCGCUUGUGCCGACGGUUCAUUAUCGCAUACUUCAAUCUCAGAUUUUGAUGUCUAUCAAACUAUUUCCGUGCACGAAUCACGAAUCAACUCAGUUGUGUUGCAUCCUAUUAAAUCAUUUUUCAUCACUGCCAGUAGCGAUGAAACCCUUUGUUACAUAGAUUUAGAAAAGAUGCAGCCAAUUUACGUGCAGGAGGGACAUGGCUAUCCAGUACAUUCAGUCAACGUUAACAGAUAUGGAAGCUUGUGUGCAAGUGGCGAUUCAAAGGGUGCUAUGUUGAUUUUUGACCUUAGGACUGGAAGGCAUAUUUUUCAGGACCAAAUACACCACCAAAUAGUCACGGGCGUGUCAUUCCAUCCCAUCAAUUGCCAUAUAUUUGCAACUUCAUCUGCAGAUAACACAGUGAAGAUUCACGACCUGAGGAAGAUGCAAGCAAUUAAGACAUUAUUGGCACAUCUGAAAGUUGUAUCUUCGCUCCAGUUCGAGUCUGAUGGUAGGUUUUUAGCUACAAGUUCGUUUGACGGUACGGUCAAAUUGUGGGAUUGUGUAGGUUACAAAUGCUUUAAGAUACUUGAAACUGCGGGGAGUAGAGUUGUGGACGUCACAAUGAACAAUGAGUUCAUUUUAAGUGCCUCUUACGAUCGUAUUUUUAGGCUUUAUAAUUUGUGA